Haliotis rubra (blacklip abalone) is the source of this 2600-nucleotide messenger RNA. RefSeq lists its product as uncharacterized. The transcript is spliced from 5 exons. The record is from RefSeq and is a predicted model, not a curated record. The coding region runs from base 339 to 1595 and encodes 418 amino acids. Lineage: Eukaryota; Metazoa; Mollusca; Gastropoda; Lepetellida; Haliotidae.
GCCAAAAUUCACCCAAGGAAUGUGAAUUGAUUCUUUUCAAUAAGCGUGGAAUAAACACGUCACUUCUGGAAGUGUGGCAGUUGAUGCAAUAUGUAUUUCCAUGAAUAGUUAGCUGACAACAAAGCAGUAUAUAUACAUCACGGAGACCCAAUCCACUUGAUUUCCUGGAGAAAACGCAUUGUGUUGGGGUUGAACUGGACUAAACCUUCUACUUGUGGAUCUUGAAAACGACAUUUCUAAACAACAGUUGUGAACAACAAACUUACAAAGCGACCUGUUGUUGUCGACCACUUGAAACACGACUGGUGAUACAUACCAUUGAUACUGACGCUGACACCAUGAUGACGUCAUGGACCUACCUGUUCGUUGUGCUGAUUAGUUUUACCUGUGUCGCAGCGCUACCCACACGUGCAGGCGAAUCUGAAGACGAAGAAGAGAAGAAAGAAGACCGUCUGCUAUUCGAACCCAAGAAAGGAGGGGAAGACAAACAGGGAAAAGUUGCGCCACCUGGCAAACAUCAGCAGGAAGAGGCGAUAAUUGAGAACACAGCCGCAUGGAAGAAAGCAGUCGAGGAAAAGAUUGGCCGAGAAACUCCCAAAGAUCACGGCGAGAUCGGGUCCCUCGGUGGAGAGGCUCUAGCACACGGUGCCCACGAGGGUGACCUUCACGGCAAGGUCCCAGAGGAGAAGGCGAUCAAACAUGUCGACACUGGCGCUCUGGGGGAGGACUUCCUCCACAACGUGAUGCAUGAUGGGGAAGAAAACCACGAGGAGGCGGAUAAACAAUUGCUGAAGGAGAGACCAGCUGAAAUAGGGGAUGUGGCCAAAAUGAACUUCGAUAAAGAGAGCUUGAAGCAGUUUAAGGAGGAUGCUUUCAAAGAUCCUGAUCCCACUGAUAAGAAGUUCGACAACCAAGACCACGGUCCUAAACGACCUGACAAGGCGCUGCACGGAGUUCUGAUGCACGGGGACCAGGAAGCGGGGAAGGAUCACAGCCAUGAGGACCAAGUCAAGAAGGAGGACAAGCCGAGAGGGGAGGACACAGUCCGGAUUGGACGGGUAGACAAAACCGCCUUUCUGAAAGAAGAAGAGAAAGUCGCCAGAGCCACGCCAAACACGGUCGACACGGAACAGCUGCUGCACGGGGCUGGCAAGGGGCACGUGCAUGAUCAUGCGGCACCGAAGGGAUCGCGUGACGACGGGGUUGAGGAUGGCGUCCUGGACGAAAACUUCAUGCACAACCUGAUGCACGGAGGUCUCGAGAAACACGAGCACGAUGACUCACGGUUGAAGAAAGAGAAAGCGAUUCGUCCUCGGGAUCUGGAAAACUUGGGCCUGGACAAAAGCUUGUUGAAAGGUCUUGACCUGAAGAAGAUGAUCCAAGAUGAUAUGGAGGAAUAUAAUAAAUUCAUAUCGGAGAAAGGCGGGGAUGAUGACUCGAUGUGGAACAUCUUCAACAGCUUCCAAUUCCGCUACUUCAAGAACGGCGAGGACAUCGACGACAUCAGCUCCCGGCAGCCUGUAGACGAGUGGGAUGACUCUGUGAUAACCCCUGUUGCCAAGGGGGACGACGGCAUCAACCACAAACAUCCGUAACACGACACGUCAGCGAUCUGAAAACGUUUUUUGUUGAUAUGAGCUUCCGCUUUCAAUGCAAAUAUUCAGUUUACUUUACCAAUGUUAACAGAUGAGUAAGUUGAUAGGUUUAUGAAGACAAAACUUACUGAUUCUUAUGUUAGAUACGUAUGAUAAUUGCAUCUUUACGUAAGCGUACACAAUAGAUGAAGUCUGUAUAUACAAAGGACCUAAAUCCGUUAUGACCGCGUCUGGUCUUGGCUGAGACUUUAUAGGAUAUUAUUGAUGUGAGAUAUCGCGUAAUUUAUAGUUUGACAUAAAAAAUAGAAGUGUUUAAAUUCGUCAUAUGAUAUCCAAACAGCCCAUUGAUCCGGCAUUCAGUCUUGAGACAUUACGCCUUCAUGAAAGAGAUGAAAGUACUUUGUUGACUCUUAGGAAGUUUUUUUCAGAUUCGUAAUGUACAGGUGAAAUGGACUGCGAUGACGAAGUGAAGGUGUUCAUGAAGUGUGUAAAUAUUGUUACAUCCGGGUAAAUACGGUAUGGGUUUGUGGCUUCUUGCUAACUGCUUACCUUGAGAUAACAGAGGGACAUUUCUUAUUGAUAGACUUCUAACAUAACUUCUUUUCUCGUAACUUCUUUUUUGCAAAGAUGCAUCUUUUGCAAUAAAGAAUAAAUGCCACAAAGAAGUUACUGACAGAGAACUUUCCUCGUCCAGGCUUAUAAGUGUGAUGUUACACUGUGAUAUUAUACAGUAUAUGUGAUGGUGACUGAAUAUAUAUACAUGAUCAACUUGUGACACCAAGAUCUGUACCAGCUCAGCCCGGUACUUACUGUGUUUCAAACGGCUAUGUAUAUGGUGUAUCUGUAGCUGAUUUACGUGAUCAAACCAAAGUUUUAAUGUUCUUUAAAAUUGCUGGUCGAAUUACAACAGUACAUCCCCCAUUGGGGAAUAUAUAGAAUAUUGGCGUACAUGCACAGUUCCAUCUUGUGUCUGUAUUAUAGUGUGUGAAUAAAUGUAUAUAUUUA